AAGACACUGCUGAUUUUGAGACAAAGCUAUGUUUGUGAAGCUUACUACGGCGUUGGUCCUUUUGUUGGUGACAACAAUGGUGCAAUAUCUCCAACGAAAGGAUUUCCAGGUGCUCUUCCCGCUCAGUACCUAGGCCUCUUCAAUAAUACCCGCAACGGUGACCCAACAAACCAUGUGUUCGCAGUGGAACUCGACACCAUUCAGAACGCUGAGUUCGGUGAUAUCAAUGAUAACCAUGUCGGGAUUGAUAUUAAUGGCUUGAAUUCAACAGAAUCUGCUUCCGCUGGAUAUUACGUUAAUGGGUUUCAGUUUCAUAAUUUGAGCCUUAUCAGUGGCCUGCCGAUGCAAGUGUGGGUGGACUACGAUGGAGGCAAGAAGCAAAUUGAUGUCACCCUAGCUCCAAUCAACAUUAACAAGCCCGUAACCCCACUAUUGAAGUUGUCUCGGGAUCUUUCUCAUAUUAUAGACAAUCCUAGUUAUGUAGGAUUCUCAGCUUCCACUGGGCCAAUAAGGAGUACUCAUUAUGUUCUUGGUUGGAGCUUCAAGCUCAAUGGGAAGGCUCAAAACCUUGACAGUUCGAAACUCCCAAAGCUACCACGACUUGAUGAAGGAAAAAAACAAUCUAUGAUUUUUACAAUUGUGUUACCUCUGUUUUCACUAUGUUUAUUUUUUUUGGCGAUUUUAUCGAUCAUUUAUUACAUAUAUAGGAAAAGGAAAUUUUGUGAGAUUGUUGAACAGUGGGAGGAAAACUAUGGUCCUCACAGGUUCAAAUAUAAAGAUCUUUAUACUGCCACAAAUGGAUUCAGAGAUACGGAGGUUCUGGGUUGUGGUGGAUUUGGAAAGGUGUACAAAGGGACAAUGCCAUCCACGAAAAUUGAGGUUGCUGUGAAGAAAGUAUCCCAUGGGUCCCAACAAGGCAUGAAGGAAUUCAUUGCAGAAAUUGUGAGCAUUGGUCGCCUUCGCCACCGAAACCUCGCAUCUCUUUUGGGAUAUUGGAGGCGAAAAGGUGAGCUUCUUUUAGUCUAUGAGUUCAUGCCAAAUGGAAGCUUAGAUAAAUACCUCUUUAACCAACCUAGUGUGACACUAAAUUGGAUCCAAAGAUUUCGAAUCAUCAAAGGUGUAGCUUUAGGAUUGUGUUAUCUGCACCAUGAAUGGGAGCAAGUAGUACUACAUAGAGACGUAAAAGCAAGCAAUGUUCUGCUAGAUUCUGAGUUCAAUGGAAAGUUAGGAGAUUUUGGUCUAGCAAGAUUGUAUGAUCAUGGAACUGAUCCUGCAACUACACAUCUCGUCGGGACCAAGGGAUAUCUGGCCCCAGAGACCAUAAGAACUAAUAGAGCCACCACAAUGUCUGAUGUUUUCGCUUUCGGUAUUUUUAUGCUGGAGGUUGUAAGUGGGAAAAGGCCUCUAGAACCGAUAGCUGAAGAUAUGGUUUUGAUGGAUUGGGUUUAUGCAUUAUGGAAAAGGGGUGAGAUUGUUGAGGUGAAGGAUACAAAUUUAGGAAUGGACUAUAACCCUGAGGAGGUAGAGCUAGUGUUGAAACUAGGACUUUUGUGCUCAAGUUAUAGGGUUAAGAAUAGGCCAAGCAUGCAUCAAGUUGUGCAGUACUUGAAUAGGGAUGUGCCUUUGCCUGAUUUCUCAUCGCUAAUCUCAUCUCCUUCUCUUUCUGCAUUUGGGAGUGAUAGAGAGUUUGAUGCCUACUUCUCUUCCACUUCAAUUCUGGAAUCGAGCCUUUCCGGACAUCGUUGAUUUCCCAAGAAGACAUGUAUCUGUCCAAUGGAUACAGUAUUGUCCUGAGUUUGGUUGCAUUGGGUUUGUCUGGUUGUGCUUUCAUCUCUGUGCUUGAUAUGUAUGUUUUCUAAUUGGUGAUUUAUAUGCCCUGUAAUUAAAUAUGUUAUGAAUUAACAGUUCUGACAGCAAAUUUAUCUUUUUUAGAUAUUGGUACAAAAUGGAAUUCAUCCC
Neltuma alba is the source of this 1959-nucleotide messenger RNA. Its product is annotated as L-type lectin-domain containing receptor kinase IV.1-like. Gene Ontology annotation, molecular function: ATP binding; carbohydrate binding; protein kinase activity. The coding region runs from base 343 to 1746 and encodes 467 amino acids. The transcript is spliced from 2 exons. The record is from RefSeq and is a predicted model, not a curated record. Gene Ontology annotation, biological process: protein phosphorylation. NCBI's taxonomy places the organism in Eukaryota, Viridiplantae, Streptophyta, Magnoliopsida, Fabales, Fabaceae.